AUGUCGUAUCGUCGACCUUUUCGUGGACGUUCUAGUCGUCGUCCUUUUUUUGAAAGGUUAAGGAAUAAUGAGAUAUCAAAAGGGCCACAUCAUGAUAACCCAGAAACAAAGACAUUGGGGGAUGUUCUUGAAAGUGAAUUCUCCAUUCCUUCGAAUGAAUCAAAUGAAUUCAGGCUUAAGCAAGCAAAAUCGAGCGACACAAUGGAUCGCCGCAUGGGCUUUGAACCCUUUACUGGACCCGGAGAUCAGGUUGGUUGGCUCUUUACAAUGCAGCCAACAGAUAUACUUGAUCCUGAUUCUAAAAGGCUUGUUAGUGGUGUCGACUUCUAUUUUAUCAAAUCUGAUGGCUGUCGCUUUAAGGCAAGUAAUUUAUUAUGCUUUUUAUUUAACCUAUUAGAAAGAAUUAUGUUACCGUUUCUUUCAUCCUUUAAUAAAAUCUAUCGAUUGCCUUAG
Molecule: messenger RNA, 453 nt
Organism: Protopolystoma xenopodis
Lineage: Eukaryota; Metazoa; Platyhelminthes; Monogenea; Polystomatidea; Polystomatidae
Source: the annotation of a GenBank genome assembly